AUGGCAUCAGCAGGCCCGAGGACACUCUACCGCAUGGUUUCGAAGCCCCUCGCUCUCCGAUCCGCUCUAUGUGGCUAUUAUGGACUACCCGAAUCGAGUGCACACGGACGUUGGUCGAGCAGCGUGGCCCAAGAAAAACCUACGGUGAACGAUUCGAUCAAGUCUUCCAAAGAACCUAGAAGAAUAACCCACAACUCGAAUGGCCAACAUCCCCCAAAGAAAGUUUACGAAUUCAAUAUUCCCGAUCGGGUGUGGAAAGCCCCCAUCACUACCGAACAGAACCCCUUGAAAUACUCCAUAACAAGAACAACACCCUACAACACCUUGCCAGUUUACUCAGUCAUGAAACCCGGCUUAGGGCAAAUUUGGACGCUUAUAAAAAGGAUCAAUGGGGACUUAUACAAAUUGAAGGAAGACUUGAUUCUAGAUUUCCCACAAUCCCAGCCGAUUCUAAAACUGCACGUCAAUCAAGUAUUAUGUAGAGGCCACAUAACCAAAGAAAUCAAACUGUGGCUACAAGAUAGAGGCUUUUGA
Molecule: messenger RNA, 534 nt
Organism: Puccinia triticina
Lineage: Eukaryota; Fungi; Basidiomycota; Pucciniomycetes; Pucciniales; Pucciniaceae
Exons: 2
Coding region: 1-534 (177 amino acids)
Biological process (GO): translation
Cellular component (GO): mitochondrial large ribosomal subunit; ribosome
Molecular function (GO): structural constituent of ribosome
Source: RefSeq, a predicted model, not a curated record